AUGAUAGAAGAGCGGACGAAUGGAUCGACUGGCACGCCUCUCCUACGACAACGAUCAUCACAUCACGACACAAUGGACUCGACGGACUUGCAGCUGCUCGCCAACAAGAAGCACGACCUUCUGCACGCUGCGCAAGAGGCGAGGAAGCUCUCCUAUUCUCCAUACAGCAAAUUCCGCGUCGGCGCAGCUCUGCUGACCAAAUGGGGCGAGAUCAUCCUAGGAGCCAACUACGAGAAUGCCUCUUACGGUGGUACUGUCUGCGCUGAACGUACUGCCCUAGCAAAGGCGCUCAUCCGGUCUGACCAGCUCGACGUGUCGGAGCAAAGCUCGGCGCGCAAGAUCCAACGUGGCGACAUCAUCGCUGUGGCCGUCGCAAGCGAUCUCGAGGGCAGCUGCAGUCCGUGCGGUAUCUGUCGCCAGGUCAUCCGCGAACACUGCAGCCUCAACGCCCGCAUCCUCAUGGUCGGCUGCAACUGGAGUAAAGCAAGUGCUGCACAGACGAUUCAAGGCACAGUCGAAGAUCAAGGCGGCAAGGAGCUCAACGAGGCCAAUGUCGAGGUGGUGACGCUCGAGUAUCUUUUGCCCAUGAGCUUUGGUCCGGAAGACCUAGACAAGCCGCGGCAUUCAUAG
This is a messenger RNA of Pseudozyma hubeiensis SY62, 630 nucleotides long. RefSeq lists its product as hypothetical. Gene Ontology annotation, cellular component: cytosol. The record is from RefSeq and is a predicted model, not a curated record. Bases 1 to 630 code for a protein of 209 amino acids. Gene Ontology annotation, molecular function: zinc ion binding; cytidine deaminase activity. The transcript is spliced from 3 exons. Lineage: Eukaryota; Fungi; Basidiomycota; Ustilaginomycetes; Ustilaginales; Ustilaginaceae.